Molecule: messenger RNA, 1050 nt
Organism: Petromyzon marinus (sea lamprey)
Lineage: Eukaryota; Metazoa; Chordata; Hyperoartia; Petromyzontiformes; Petromyzontidae
Source: RefSeq, a predicted model, not a curated record
AUGAUCACCGCCACCGCCAGAGUCCACCAGCACCGCACCGCGGCCUCCACAGGGCCCUCUCCGCCAGAGGGAGACGACGGCGCUGGCCGCUUGGCCUCCGCUGGAGGAGGGCCAAGCGGCCGCCGCUCGGCGCGCGCGAGCGUGACGGAAACCUGGGAGCCGUCGGACUCCCGUCUCUCGGCUCGAAGGGGGCACCGGGUACUCGACCAGACGACCCAAGUCGUCCGUUUGAAUGUUUUGGGUUCGAUUAAUCGAGCUGAUUGGAAUGGAUCGAUUUUGCAUGACUGGUCGUCCCAGCCGUGGCUCGUUCGGACCGCAGGGAACCGGGGAGGCCCUUGGCGUGGUCGUGAUGAUGAUGACGACUGUGAUGAUGAUGACGACUGUGAUGAUGAUGACGACUGUGAUGAUGAUGACGACUGUGAUGAUGAUGACGACUGUGAUGAUGACUGUGAUGAUGACGACUGUGAUGAUGAUGACUGUGAUGAUGACGACUGUGAUGAUGACGACUGUGAUGAUGAUGACGACUGUGAUGAUGAUGACUGUGGUGAUGACGACUGUGAUGAUGAUGAUGAUGAUGAUGACUGUGAUGAUGACGACUGUGGUGAUGACUGUGAUGAUGAUGACUGUGAUGAUGAUUGUGAUGAUGACGACUGUGAUGAUGAUGACGACUGUGAUGAUGACUGUGAUGAUGACUGUGAUGAUGACGACUGUGAUGAUGAUGACUGUGAUGAUGACGACUGUGAUGAUGACGACUGUGAUGAUGACGACUGUGAUGAUGAUGACGACUGUGAUGAUGAUGACGACUGUGGUGAUGACGACUGUGAUGAUGAUGACUGUGGUGAUGACGACUGUGAUGAUGAUGACGACUGUGAUGAUGAUGACUGUGAUGAUGACGACUGUGAUGAUGAUGACGACUGUGAUGAUGAUGACGACUGUGGUGAUGACGACUGUGGUGAUGACGACUGUGAUGAUGAUGAUGACUGUGAUGAUGACGACUGUGAUGAUGAUGACGACUGUGGUGAUGACGACUGUGAUGAUGAUGAUGACUGU